AUGCAGUUUACUGCGCGAUCCAAACUCGUUGGAAACGACCUUCUUGAUCGCGCCGGCGGCCUGUUGGCUCAAACCGCUCCGCCAACUCAGGUCGGUCAGAGCAACCUGCAGCUGCUCGAGGUGGCCGUUGGCCUUGAGCUCCGCGAGCAUCUUGUCGGCGGCUUGGGCUGGGUCGAUGCCCGAGGCCCAGAUCUCGAUGUCGAGCUUGUCCACCUACUCAUACGACAGCACGCCCUUGUCAUGGACGGCGCCGUCGACAACGUCCAGUUCGAGAGCAUCGAAGACAGACUAGAUGGCUGGGGGAAGGACGAUGACGUCUGCGCCGGACAGUGGAGCGUGGACGGGUGCGGCAAAGGCCCGGUACGCCAGUAG
Anthostomella pinea is the source of this 372-nucleotide messenger RNA. The record is from the annotation of a GenBank genome assembly. NCBI's taxonomy places the organism in Eukaryota, Fungi, Ascomycota, Sordariomycetes, Xylariales, Xylariaceae.